Molecule: messenger RNA, 2100 nt
Organism: Meira miltonrushii
Lineage: Eukaryota; Fungi; Basidiomycota; Exobasidiomycetes; Exobasidiales; Brachybasidiaceae
Exons: 1
Coding region: 391-2055 (554 amino acids)
Biological process (GO): proton export across plasma membrane; sodium ion export across plasma membrane; regulation of membrane potential
Cellular component (GO): plasma membrane
Molecular function (GO): sodium:proton antiporter activity
Source: RefSeq, a predicted model, not a curated record
CAAUAAUUAAUCCUCUUUAAAUCCUCCGGCCUCUUUUAAAACGGGUCCAGUCAGUACAAAUAUCCUUUGAUCGUUUAGACGCGUUUAACACACUGCAUCAACAUUUCGAUCUUGGUGGCUUUUCAUGCAACAAGGCGAGUACGCUAAUUACCAAUUAAGUGGUGCGAGAGGCAAUCUUCCUCCUUUGAAGCACGUGACACUUCAGUAGCGGUCCAACCCUUUUUAGGAGGCAUAAGUGGAGUAAAGCAAUGCUAAAAAAUAAAGUUAUCUAACAGAGAAGGCAUCCUUUCCACAAUCAUAAAGACAGAAGAAAUCAUUCCCACGAUCGUAAGGGAAAAAGGAUUCUUCUCACGAUCAUAAAACGGAGCAAAAAGUAGUUCCUUAUCAGCAAUGAAUAUAGAAUUGCAACCAACAAACUUUAACCUGAUCGCAGGAGCAUUAGGAACAUUUUUAUGUUUGUAUGGAUCACUUUCUUAUUUGGUCAAAGAACGAUUUUAUAUGAAUGAAGCACCUUUAGCCGUUCUUGCAGGAAUUGGUUUGGAAAGAUUAGCUCAACUUUUACGUUCAACAGUUGAUCCAAAUGACGAUGCAGGUUUACGUGAUGAUUUGGAUUCGAUUGGAAAUAACUUAAGUAGACUUGUUUUGGGAAUUCAAUUGGUUUUGGUUGGAAUUCAAUUACCACACAAAUAUUUACGAAAUGAAGUCAAAAGUCUUUCUAUCCUUUUGACGUUGGUAAUGGGAACAACUUGGCUAAUCACAGCAGGACUAUUGAUGGCAAUCAUACCGAAUUUAUCCCUAUUACCCGCUCUCAUCAUCGCUUCUUGCGCAACACCAACAGACCCUGUCUUGAGUAACGCUUUGGUAAAAGGUUCAUUCGCCGACAAACAUGUUUCGCCUUGGUUACGCAAUUUGAUCUUGGCAGAAUCGGGUGCAAAUGAUGGUUUCGGCUAUCCGUUCUUAUUCUUGGCUUUGAACUUACUCAAAUCCGACAACGCAGGAAAAGGACUAUUAUCCUGGUUUGUGGAUACAUGCAUUUAUCAAGUUGGAUUGGGUGCCGUGUUCGGAAUCAUUGUUGGCGUAGCGGCAAACAGAAUCUUACGUUUCAGUACAAGACAUGAUUAUAUCGACAAAGAAGGCUUUCUUUGUUACGGAAUUGCCGUUGGUAUCUUUACAACGGGUCUUGGAGGAUACUUGGAUCUAGACGAUCUCUUUUCGGCUUUCGUUGCUGGCAAUGCUCUCACCUGGGACGAUUGGUAUCGUCGUGAAACAGAAGAUGAAGAGUUGUACAAUGUCACAGAUCUUCUCCUCAAUUCCGCAUUCUUCCUCUUCCUCGGUGCAACGAUUCCUUGGUCAUCAUUUGUACAGAUGGCACAAGAAGGUGUCACAGUUUGGAGAUUGAUCAUCUUGGGCAUUGCAGUUCUACUUCUACGAAGAUUGCCCGGACUCGUAGUCUUCCAUCGACUCAUGCCUCGAUUGCGUGGUGCAUUCGGAGAUGCAGUCUUCAUGGGUUAUUUCGGUCCAAUAGGUGCAGGUGCGAUAUUCUACAUGACUCUCGUUAUCGAACAACUACAAGAUCAAAAAGAGAACGAAAGCGUAAAAAGAGUGUUGACGUUGAUCACUCCUAUUACAUAUGCGCUCAUCAUUUCUUCCCUUCUCGGUCAUAGUAGCUUGAUUCCCUUCGUUGGAACCUAUUUGGACAGAAGAAGUGCAAAAGAAGCUGUAAAAUUGCAAGGGGAAGAAGAAAGUCUUCGUGGAAGGAAUGACGUCAUCGCUCAUGAUACCCUUGAACCAGAAGCACACACCCAAUCUACUUCCCAUCACCCUGAAUCACAGCCACCGAUGGGCGAACGAUCAAGCAGUUCAAAUCGCAGAAUUACAAGACGCCCUUCUCAAACACCAUCACAAGAAGGAGCAUUUGAUUAUCGGAAACAUUGGAAAGAUCAUGCAAGUUGGAGACAUAGUACAUCUCAUGCUCCAUACGAUGAAAGUGAUCAUCCUUCCGAUUUCGCAAACUCAAGAAGACAUGUUAGACCCGAAGAAGAACAAGAAUCAUAGACAACAUAUCUUACUCAAUUCACAUUUUACAUGGAAGCCCAUAGA